AUGGCUUCCGCCAAUUGCACCGUCGCCGCCUCAUCCCUGCACCUCUCCUGCUCCGCUCGUCAAUCCGCGCUCACAUCUCUCGCGUCCCCCUCGCCCUCUGCGCACCCCGCGGCCAUCGCCGCCAUCUCCUCCCUCGCCGCGUCUCGCCGAACCGCUUUUCUGCCCGCCCCUGCUCUCACGGCGCCGCGACAACACUGUCCUACGCGCGCCCGACGGGCUGUACGCGUUAUGGCGAGUCAAAGCGAAAAGCGCGCGCUCAUUUCUGUCUCCGAUAAGACGGGACUCGAUACGCUCGCCAAGGGGCUGCUGGAUCUCGGCUUCACGCUGGUGUCGACGGGCGGCACGGCGAAAGCUAUUGAGGAGGCGGGGCUGCCCGUGACUACGGUGGAUCAGAUCACCAACUUUCCUGAAAUGCUGGACGGGCGAGUGAAGACGCUGCACCCGGCGGUGCACGGAGGCAUUCUGGCUCGGCGCGGCCUGCCCGCGCACAUGGACGCACUUGCUGCCCACAACAUCGGCCCCAUAGACGUGGUGGCGGUGAAUCUAUACCCGUUUGUGGCGACGGUGACGGCGCAGGGCGGUGCGUCCCUAGAGAAGGGCAUUGAGAACAUCGACAUUGGCGGACCCACCAUGAUCCGCGCCGCUGCUAAGAACCACGAGAACGUGUGGGUGGUGGUGGACCCCGCUGACUAUGCGUCGCUGCUGGCCGCGCUCAAAGAGGGCAAGGGCAAGGACGAGGGCGAGAGUGAGGAGGCGUUGAGGAGGCGCCUGGCGUGGAAGGCGUUUCAACACACGGCGUCGUACGAUGCUGCCGUGUCCGAGUGGCUGUGGCCGCAUGCACAGCCCAAGACGGAUGAGUUCGCCCCGCCACCGGCCCUGGCUGUGCCACUCUCCCUGUCAGCCGUGCUGCGCUACGGCGAGAACCCCCACCAGCGCGCCGCCUUCUAUGCCGAUGACUCUCUGGGGGAGCGCGGCAAGGGCGGCAUUGGCACCGCCGUGCAGCACCAUGGCAAGAACUGUACGCUGCACCCCCUGCUGCCCUUCAUGACCCAUCCGUCGUCUCUCAACCACCACCCACCCUCCACCCCCUUCUUCCCCCUCUUCCAGGAGAUGUCAUACAACAACUAUCUGGACGCGGACGCGGCCUGGCAGUGCGUGUGGGAGAUGCCCACAGCAGCCUGCGUGGUCGUCAAGCACACCAACCCCUGCGGCGCCGCCACCGUCACCCUCCCCCCCUCCGCCUCCCCGGAAGAGCAAGAAGCAGCCCUCCUCGAGGCCUACCGUGCCGCAGUCCGCGCCGACCCCGUGAGCGCAUUCGGUGGCAUCGUGGCCUUCAACCGCCCGGUAACCGCCGCCCUCGCACGCGAGCUGAGGGAGUUUCGAUCCCCCACGGACGGCGAGACGCGCAUGUUCUACGAGAUUGUGGUGGCUCCAGGCUACACGGAGGAGGGCCUGGCGGUGCUGAAGGGGAAGAGCAAGGCGCUGCGCAUCCUGCAGGCGCAGGCGAGCAGCACGGGCAGGCGGUCGCUGCGGCAGGUGGGGGGCGGGUGGCUGCUGCAGGACUCGGAUGACGUUGAUGCUGAUGACCUCACGCUCACUGUGGUCACCAAGAAGCAGCCCAGUGAAGCAGACCUGGAGAAUGCACGGUUUGCGUGGCGGGUGGUGAAGCAUGUGAAGAGCAACGCCAUCACCAUCGCCAAGGUAUGCCUGCCCUCGUCCCCUACCCUCUUCCCUGUUCUCACCUUCGGCUCUCACCCGCUUGCCCUCGCCUCGCUGCUUGCCCUCACUUCCUUCUUUGCCGUACUGCACGUUCAUCUCUCCACCCUCUCAGCAGCUUCUUCAUUAACUCACAAGCCUUCCUGCCAUCCUUCCUUGCCCUGCUCUCUACUCGCCUCUUUUCCUUUCCAGGACGGGCGGCUGCUGGGCAUGGGGAGCGGGCAGCCCAACAGGGUGAAGAGUGGGCAGAUCGCGUUGGAGAAGGCAGGCGACGAGGCCAAGGGCGCUGCUGUCGCCAGCGAUGCCUUCUUCCCCUUCGCGUGGGGAGAUGCAGUGGAGGCGGCGUGUGAGGCAGGUGUGUCGGUGAUAAUCCAGCCAGGCGGCAGUGUGAGGGAUCAGGAUGCCAUCGACUGCUGUGACAAGUACGGUGUGGCCAUGGUCUUCACCAACGUGCGCCACUUCCGCCACUAG
Closterium sp. NIES-65 is the source of this 2187-nucleotide messenger RNA. The record is from the annotation of a GenBank genome assembly. NCBI's taxonomy places the organism in Eukaryota, Viridiplantae, Streptophyta, Zygnematophyceae, Desmidiales, Closteriaceae.